Messenger RNA from Arabidopsis lyrata subsp. lyrata, 1580 nucleotides. Its product is annotated as choline/ethanolaminephosphotransferase 2. The record is from RefSeq and is a predicted model, not a curated record. Gene Ontology annotation, cellular component: membrane. Bases 383 to 1552 code for a protein of 389 amino acids. The transcript is spliced from 16 exons. Gene Ontology annotation, biological process: phospholipid biosynthetic process. Gene Ontology annotation, molecular function: phosphotransferase activity, for other substituted phosphate groups. NCBI's taxonomy places the organism in Eukaryota, Viridiplantae, Streptophyta, Magnoliopsida, Brassicales, Brassicaceae.
CAGAUCGUUACAGAUACGCAAAGCACUCCUUUCCACUCUCGUCCCGCUUCGCCUCUAUUAGGGCAGAGAAGAAGAAGAGAGAGACUCGUAAGCAACAAUAAUCCAUAGCUCUCUCUCUCUCUUCUCUUUACACAUCGCUGAUUCUUCUCUGAUUCUUACCCUCCUCGACGUCGUCUUCAGCUUUGUAGCAUCUCGCCGAAGCGUCGUAAGUUCUCUUCUUCUCUAACCUCUUUGCUCUUCAGAGUCUUAGAUCGAAUCUUCUCCUCAUUUACUGCAAUCUACGAUCAAACACAGUUUCAUUAUACGCCUCUAAUGGUUUCUCCAAGUUCGUGUUGAUUUGAGAGAGACCCAAUUUGGAUUUAGGACUUGUAUUUACAAAAAAAUGGGUUACAUAGGAGCUCAUGGUGUAGCUGCUCUUAAGAAACACAAAUACAGUGGUGUUGAUCAUUCUUAUCUUGCCAAAUAUGUUCUCCAACCUUUUUGGAACCGUUUUGUCAAAAUCUUCCCUCUUUGGAUGCCACCCAACAUGAUAACACUUAUGGGGUUCAUGUUUCUUCUCACAUCUGCUCUGUUAGGCUAUAUAUACUCACCUAAGUUGGAUUCUCCUCCUCCUCGAUGGGUCCAUUUCGCACACGGCUUACUUCUAUUUUUGUAUCAGACAUUUGAUGCGGUUGAUGGGAAGCAAGCACGAAGAACAAAUUCAUCUAGCCCACUAGGAGAGCUUUUUGACCAUGGUUGCGAUGCUCUUGGUUGUGCGUUAGAAACAAUGGCAUAUGGGAGCACUGCUAUGUGUGGAAGAGAUACUUUCUGGUUUUGGGUUAUUUCAGCUGUUCCAUUUUUUGGAGCAACAUGGGAACACUAUUUUACCAAUACGCUUACUCUUCCGGUAGUCAAUGGUCCUACAGAAGGUCUUGCACUUAUCUACUGUGGCCAUUUCUUCACAGCCAUUGUUGGUGCCGAGUGGUGGGCUCAGCCGUUGGGGAAGUCGAUUCCUUUGUUUAGUUGGGUUCCGUUUUUGAACGAGAUGCAAAUGUCCAGAAUAAUACUAUUCACGAUGAUUUUCUUCGCUGUUAUACCAACCCUUGCAAUCAACACGUCUAAUGUUUACAAAGUUGUACAGUCAAGAAAAGGAAGCAUGCUUCUAGCAUUAGCUAUGCUAUAUCCCUUAGUCACGUUAAUUGCAGGAGUUUUGAUUUGGGAUUACUUGUCUCCAGUUGAUCUCAUAAGAAACUACCCUCACUUAGUUGUACUGGGAACUGGUCUUGCAUUUGGAUUCCUUGUGGGAAGAAUGAUUCUAGCUCACUUAUGUGACGAACCAAAAGGAUUAAAAACAAACAUGUGUAUGUCAUUGCUUUACCUUCCCUUUGCACUAGCAAAUGCUCUAACCGCUAGACUCAAUGACGGGGUUCCUCUUGUGGACGAGUUUUGGGUUCUUCUUGGUUAUUGUGUAUUCACAUUGUCACUAUAUGCGCAUUUUGCAACUUCAGUCAUUCAUGAGAUCACAACUGCACUUGGAAUCUACUGCUUCAGGAUUACUCGUAAAGAAGCUUGAAGAAGAACAAUGUGAUUGAAAUUUUUAU